Amoebophrya sp. A25 is the source of this 508-nucleotide messenger RNA. NCBI's taxonomy places the organism in Eukaryota, Dinophyceae, Syndiniales, Amoebophryaceae. The record is from the annotation of a GenBank genome assembly.
GAUCAGGUAGGCGAGAAACCGAGGGGCGGGGCAGCCAGCAAGAGUGGUGGUGGCGCGUCCGGAAGUCUAGAGAAGACGACCGCAACAGCACCAUCUAAAAUAUUGCAAGAGGAUGCCGGCUCGUUCGCAAGUACAAUUGCAGCUGAUGGUAGUAUCGGCACUAGUGAUGGUAUGGAAGGAGAGUGUGAAAAUCCAACAUCAUUAUAGUCAAUAAUACGAGCAAGAAUCUACGUUUGAAAAAUAGAUUUGAUACAUCAAAUUAUAUCUUCACAAUUCUUGUUCUUGUAGAGAAUGAUAACAAAUUUCACUCGGCUGAUGCUUCAUUUAGGGAGGUGCGAGUUUCAGAUUCAGCGUCGCGUGGAGCACGGCUAGUUCUGACGAUAUUACGGCACAAUGCAGUCCUGAUCUUUCGGCAGUUGAUUCGAAUAACAGCAAUUCCGAGACGCACGUCGUGACCACCAAGACGAAGACUCAGGAGAAUGUGAGCGCACCGCCAGCAGCUCGCAUU